AUGUUUAAAGUUAUAUUUAUUACAGUUUUUUUCAUUUUGAAAGAAAGUUGGGGUAUUAUUUAUAAAGCAAAUGAGAGCGAGUACUACAAAAUGCCUGAAUUAUUUGCGAUGGACAAUUAUCAAGCGUGUAUGCAGCCCGGUGGCGUGUAUUGUUUGGCAUCAUAUUAUUUACAUAGCAGAAGCCAUUCAGAUCUCUUGUACUUUAUCGAGGAAUAUUCAAAUUAUAAACUGAAGCAUUUUAAUCAUACACACUUACAUAGAGCGACCUGCGUCACAUCCACGUGCAUUUCUUAUCUAAAUAAGACAUUAGAAACAACGCCGGAUCUAAACAAGACCCUUGAGCGAUGCAUCAAUGAAACUAUAUGGAAAGAAUAUAAAAUAGAGGCAAAAUUAACAAAUAUAUUAUAUUGUAAGGAAUAUGAUAACAGGGUUAUUUUAGAUCCAAGUGACUAUAUCAUAGCAGUUGUAUAUGCGUUGAUUAUAAUCCUCAAUGUAAUUGGAAGCUUUUACGACAUCAUUAUUUGCGAAAAGGAUAAUAAAACAGGAAAUCCAUAUAUACUAGCAUUUUCUUUGCCAAGAAAUUGGACAAAACUUACGGCGCCCAGUGGAGUUGGACCUGACUCGAGAUAUGAAAGAUUGAAAUUAUUUAAUGGACUAAGAGCCUUAACAAUGGUGUGCGUGAUAUUCUCUCACACUGCGCUCGUCAUGUCGUUCACCUAUAUUCAAAAUCCACUUUAUAUUGAAACGACUUACGAAGAUCCUUUGAAGCAGUUACUGUUCAAUGGAAGUUUGGUGACGCAUACAUUCUUCGUUUUGUCAAGUUUUCUGCUAGCAUACAAUUUGCAGAUACACGCGGAGAAGCAAGAGGUCACCUGGGUACAUAUACCAAAGGGCAUCAUCUUCAGGUGGAUUAGACUGACCCCUACAUACGCUCUUGUAUUAGCCACUAUCAGUACUUGGAUGAGGCAUCUAGGUAGUGGACCCUUGUGGGACUUGGUCGUCACAAGCGAAUCUAACUUCUGUAGGCAAUAUUGGUGGGCAAAUAUAUUUUACUUUAACAAUUAUUUAUACUACAAGGACAGGUGUUUCCCUCAAGCAUGGUACUUAGCAGCUGACACUCAGCUUUUCUGCUUGGCUUUGAUUCUUUUGGUGAUCGUCCAAAAUCAAAAAUACAGGAAGGUGUUACUCAUAUUGCUGUUUUUGAUUUCACUAGUCAUCACAGGCGCAAGUACUUACUUCUUCAAUUUAGAUGCUGUAGUCUUACAAUCGCCUGAGACAUAUCGUACAGUCUAUGCCCAUGAUGAUACAUUCAAUUUAGUAUACAUCAGAGGUCACACAAACCUCUCAGCUUAUAUCCUUGGACUCACAGCGGGUCUUCUUACUUACAAAUGGCAAAUGGAAGGAAAUGAUUUGUCUAAAUUAAAGAAGUAUCGCUGGGUCAUGUGGACGUUGUUUCCACUUGGUGUAUUAACCAUUCUAUCGGGCGGCUUCUUUUACAUCGAUGACUACACGCCCUCAACCCUCAUCAUAGUACUAUACGCCUCACUAUACAAGCCCAUCUUUCAAAUAAUUUUAUUAACUUUUAUAGUAGGCUGUAUUUUUAAAUUCGAGCCUGUACAGCGUAAAAUACUAGAAUGGCGAGGUUUCACUUGGGCAGGUAGAGUUACGUACUGCGCGUUCCUGCUCCACACUGUGUUUCAAAGAACCUACGUCGGCAGUCAAACAACACCUUUAGUCAUGUCGGAUUAUUUUGUUAUGAUGUUGCUUUGUUCUUCAAUCUUCUUCUCGUAUGCAUGUGGUGCAAUUCUUUGGCUUUGCGUAGAAGCACCUGUUGCUGGACUGAUGCGUGCUAUACUUGCGCCGAAGAAAAACAAUAUGGAAAAA
This is a messenger RNA of Brenthis ino (lesser marbled fritillary), 1884 nucleotides long. The record is from the annotation of a GenBank genome assembly. Lineage: Eukaryota; Metazoa; Arthropoda; Insecta; Lepidoptera; Nymphalidae.